Messenger RNA from Pungitius pungitius (ninespine stickleback), 2187 nucleotides. It is a transcript of the gene triqk, whose product is annotated as triple QxxK/R motif containing. The coding region runs from base 167 to 421 and encodes 84 amino acids. Gene Ontology annotation, cellular component: endoplasmic reticulum membrane. The transcript is spliced from 4 exons. The record is from RefSeq and is a predicted model, not a curated record. NCBI's taxonomy places the organism in Eukaryota, Metazoa, Chordata, Actinopteri, Perciformes, Gasterosteidae.
UCACGAUGUCAACGUGCAAACCAGGAAGUCGGAAUGGCAAGAGUGGUGUGUUGGCAUUCUGGAGAAAUUUCGAUCAAAGUACAAUAACAACAGUCAAUUCAGACAGAGCUCGAAUAAGCGACAUAUUCUCUCGGUGAGUAGGAGGACUUCGGGCCGAGGACGGAGAAUGGGGAAGAAUGACGCCUGUGGGCCCAGAUUACCCGUGGAUCAGUACCGGAAACAGAUUGGUAAGCAGGACUACAAAAAGACAAAGUCAUCCCUAAAGGCCACACGGCUGAAAGCUGAGGCCAAGAAGAAUUCCUCUGGAUUCAAGGAUGCAUUGCUGGUCAUCGCUGCAAUCCUGUUCUUUGUCCUCUGCGUCUACGCCUUCUUCUACCUCAACCUGAGCAACGAGAUCAACAUGGAUCUAGACAUGGAUUGAAGUGAGAGAUGGAAGGGAGGACGGAACGCAGUCUGUCAUCUUUUGGUGACUCAAGGACAACAAACUGCGUGUUCACGACAAAUGGCAUCCGUUGAAGAUCUACCCUGCCCGUAUUUUCUGCCUGGGAGCGCGCACACUAAGCGACUAUUCUACUCACACUUAUUCUACCGUUUUACAUGUGAGUUCCUUGAAUUUUUUUUUUUCUUCCUGAACCCAGAUCUGAAAGAGUAGUUUUGCUUGUCUUUUUUUUUUCCCCCUGAAAGGUCAGCGACCUCGUGCUCUGAGGCGCUCGUACCUCCGCUUAAUGGUAUUCUGCGCAGUCACGUCUCUCUGUUUUCUCCUCCAUUAGAAAAAUGUAAAUCUCCUGCUGAAGCUCUCGUCACAUUCAGACAAACACAUUCCAGUGCACAAACCUGCAGCGCCGGAUAUCCGGAGAUCACAGAGUGUGAGAUUAGAAUCCACAAAGCCCCUCGCCCUGAUUGAAAGUGUGUGCAGAAUACGGAACAACACUUUCCACCUGCCGCACCCACCGGCAGCAGAGAGACACGCGCGUCCACAGGAUUAGCAUUACAAAUAUCAUCCUGUUCUUUCAUUUGAAUGGGAAAUCGCAGAGAUGGAUGACGACGGCAGAGAGCCGAGCCGCUGUGUUUCUCACAAGGAACACCUUGAUUAUUUUUUCCGUCUUGUCGAAGCGUCGGGUGUGAUGAGUCUCUGUGGGAAUAUGAAGGUUUUGUGAAAUCCUCCUCAUCUGUACUCUUUUUGCACCAGUGCAACAACGGGCCUUCCAUUUUUUACCACUUUUACCUUCUAUUUUAUUCCUAUCACUAUCAAUAGCGAUACUGUCCUCCGAAAGGCAGCUGAUGCUUUGUUUUGCAUACGGCUCUUUUUAUAUUAGUGUAACUGAAAACACAAGGGGCCGUGCUUUUUUACUUUUUUUAUUUUUCACAGGCUCAGACACCAGACUUGUUUUUAAAGGAGACCGACUGUGGUCUCGGGCUCGGAUGAAAUGUGAGACUGAUUUCGAGCUUUUCUCCCAUGACCUCACGACCUCUAGUGAAAGACAACGUGUCCAAGUUACCAUUAAGAUAAGCAUGCACUUGUACUCUCAAGCAAAGGCUUUGUUUCUGGCCUCGGCCGGUCCAGACCCCUCCUCUCCACCGCUGUGGGGCACUCGCAUGUGUAACAAUAGACAGGCAAACCUGAGAAACCUUCAGAGGUGACACCGGUUAUCUAAAAGGUUACCAAUGACAUCAGCACAAAGGAAAGGAGCUCUUAAUUCCUGCCCACGUUUUCUAAGGUCACAAAAGUAUCGCUAUUGGAUUGUUUUCUCAUGGUAUAAAAGUAUUUUCACUGUUUGCUUUCGUCAUACAGAUUCGGUUACAGGAUAUUUUGUAGUAUAUUAUGAUUUUUGUUGCUGGUUUUCUUCUUUGUCUAAUUGUUCAAAAUCAUGUACAUCUUUGUAAGGGAUUAUAAAGAAUGCCGAAUUGAAAUUAAGAUUAAAAGAGUUUUGGUUUGAGGGUAAUUAUUUGCACCUAAUUAUUUAAAUGAAUCCCCUAAAAGAGGUUUCAUGAGCAGAAUCAGACGACAGGUUCCCUUUUUUCGUUAAGACCCUGUUAUUUUGCCAUGUUUUUAGUGUCAUUGCAAAUAUUUGUGUAAUUUAUAGCAUCUGGAUGGUCAGUAGAUAGUUAAUAUAACACCCUGUCAUCAUCGUAACUACCAGUAAUGUUUUAUACUUCUUUAUCCACAAACGUCUAUAUUUAGCAGUC